AUGCUCAGAUGGACCUGCGGCUGGACGUGGCUGGAUCGGGUCAGAAAUGAAGACGCCAGGACUGCUAUGCAAGCAGCCCCAGCUCAACUGAAGAUGAGAGAGCAGCACUUGCGAUGGUUCGGGCAUGUACUAUGGUUCGAGCAUAUACUAAGAAGCUCACAGAACCAGCCGAUAAGGGAGGCAAUGGAGUUGGAGGCUCAAGGUAAGCGACUACGAGGAGCCCCAAAGAAGAGAUGGAGGACGUGA
Haemonchus placei is the source of this 246-nucleotide messenger RNA. Lineage: Eukaryota; Metazoa; Nematoda; Chromadorea; Rhabditida; Trichostrongylidae. The record is from the annotation of a GenBank genome assembly.